This is a messenger RNA of Uloborus diversus, 1605 nucleotides long. Its product is annotated as intraflagellar transport protein 88 homolog. The annotation marks the transcript as partial. The transcript has 15 exons. NCBI's taxonomy places the organism in Eukaryota, Metazoa, Arthropoda, Arachnida, Araneae, Uloboridae. The record is from RefSeq and is a predicted model, not a curated record. Gene Ontology annotation, cellular component: non-motile cilium; ciliary basal body; ciliary base. Gene Ontology annotation, molecular function: kinesin binding. Gene Ontology annotation, biological process: non-motile cilium assembly; intraciliary transport.
GCUCUGGAUAAGGCUAAAGAUGCAGCCAGCAAGGAAAGGGCUCUCACUAGACAAAGAGAUCAACUGGCUUUAGAAAUCACUCCAAAUAUGGACCUCACAUUUUCGGUUUUACUGAAUUUAGCAACUCAGUAUGGCAAUAAUGAGAUGUAUGGUGAGGCCAUGAAUACUUAUCAAAUUAUUAUAAAGAACAGGUCGUUUACCAAUGCUGGACGCUUAAAAACAAACAUGGGGAAUUUAUGUUUUAGUCAAGGAAAUUAUCCAAAGGCAAUAAAAUUUUAUCGCAUGGCUUUGGACCAAGUGCCUAACACCCACAGAGAUAUGAGAAUUAAAAUUAUGAAGAACAUUGGCUUAGCUUUUGUAAAGCUUGGUCAGUAUACAGAUGCCAUUACAUCAUAUGAGUAUAUUAUGGCGGAAAAAGCAGAUUUCAGAACAGCUCUACAUCUUCUUCUGUGCCAUUAUGCCCUGGGAGACAAAGAGAAAAUGAAGAAGAGCUUUACAAAGUUGCUGGAUAUUGUUCUGGAUCAUGUAGAGGAUGAAGACAAAUAUUCUACUACUUCUGAUGAUCCUCAAACUAAUCUUAUUGUUGAAGCAAUUAAAAACGAUUCACUUCGUAAAAUUGAAAGGCAGAGGAAACAGGAAGCAGAAUGGACUAUAUUGACUGCUGCAAAGCUCAUUGCACCUGUUAUUUCAGAUUCAUUUGCUGCAGGAUAUGAAUGGUGUGUUGACCAAAUAAAGUUAUCCCCAUAUGCUGAUUUAGGUAAUGAUCUUGAAAUCAAUAAAGCUGUGACAUAUCUUAGAAAAAGAGAGUUUAAUCAAGCAAUCGAAACAUUGAAAGCUUUUGAAAGAAAAGAAACUAAAGUUGCAAGUACUGCUGCUACCAAUCUAGCAUUUCUGUAUUUCUUACAAGGUGAUGUUAGUCAAGCAGAAAAAUGUUCUGACCAAGCUGUUAUAGCUGAUCGAUACAAUGCUGGAGCUUUGGUCAAUCACGGAAAUUGUUCAUUAUCCAAAGGAGAUCAUGAAAAGGCGAUUGAAUACUAUAAAGAAGCGUUGGCCAAUGAAGCUAGUUGUGUAGAAGCUUUGUAUAAUCUUGGACUAGCCUACAAAAAAAUGAAUAAUGCAGAAGAUGCUUUAGAAUCAUUUUACAAGCUACAUGGUAUUGUUCGGAAUCAUCCUCAAGUUAUUUACCAGAUAGCCAGUUUAUAUGAACAGCUGGAAGACAUAGAUCAAGCAUUAGAAUGGUACCAGCAAGUCAUUACAUUAGUACCAACAGAUCCACAUCUUUUGGCUAAGAUUGGAGACAUGUACGAAGCUGAGUCAGACAAGCAGCAAGCAUUUCAAUACCACUCUGAUUCUUAUAGGUAUUUCCCCUCUAACAUGGAAAUUAUUCAAAAAUUGGGUUCUUACUAUAUAGAAUCUCAAAUGUUUGAAGAAGCAAUAAAAUAUUUUGAGAGAGCAGCUAUAAUUCAACCAAAUCAAGUUAAAUGGAAACUGAUGGUUGCUGCUUGCUUGAGAAGAAGUGGAAAUUAUCAACAGGCUCUAGAAGAAUAUAAAACUAUACAUCGCAAAUUUCCAGAUGAUGUAGAAUGUAAGAAAAUCUUUUUGUGA